This is a messenger RNA of Formica exsecta, 1238 nucleotides long. RefSeq lists its product as uncharacterized. Bases 180 to 752 code for a protein of 190 amino acids. The transcript has a single exon. NCBI's taxonomy places the organism in Eukaryota, Metazoa, Arthropoda, Insecta, Hymenoptera, Formicidae. The record is from RefSeq and is a predicted model, not a curated record.
CAUCUGUGCAAUUAUUUAAUCGCCGUAGAACGGGCGAAAUAGAACAUCUUCUCAUCAAAGAUUUUGAAAACUACAUAGAAAUUUCAGAGAAAACAGAUAAAGACUUAUUUCUAUCUCUGUCAGGUGCAGCACGAGAAAUUGCAAAAAAAUAUGUAAGAUUUACUAUACGCGGAAAAUUAAUGCAUACUGUUCCUGUAUUACUAUCAGCUCAAUUAUUGAAAUGUAUUAAAUUGAUUUUAAAAUAUCGAGCUAAUGCUCAUGUACCUGCUACAAAUCCAUAUUUAUUUGGAAUUCCGGGAUACAACAAAAGUUGUUUUAAAUACUUAAAUGCUUGCGAAUUGAUGCGACAGUUUUCUACGGCAUGUGGUGAAAAACGACCAUGGAAUCUACGUGGAACGGAUCUCAGAAAACACGUUGCUACGAUAAGUGUAGCGUUAGAUUUAUCAGAAAAUGAUGUUUCUGAUCUGGCAAACCAUAUGGGUCAUGCAAUAACAAUACACAAAGAAAUCUACAGGCAACCCGUUAUAAGUAGAGAUAUUGUACGGAUGUCGCAAGUUUUACAAAAAGCACAAGGUGUCAAUAACUUCGAAAGUGAUGAAACAGAUAGUAAUCAUGAAAACGGAGAAACUUCAGUAGAGAAUGAUAUGAGUUUAUCCAAUGAAAUUGAAGCGGAAUCAUAUAGUAUCCUCGAUGAUAGCAGCAAAUCAAUAAAAAAAACUGGCGGAAGUGCAAAGAAACGAAAUAGUACGUAAAUAUAUUUUAAAUUUAUAACGUAGAAGUAAGAAAGAUAGGAGAAAGUACAUGUGACAAAGUCAUUUAUUUAUGGACAUAAAUACAAAAAUCGUUCUAUCCACUUUUCUCGUCUCUACCACCAUAAUCCACAAUAUAUAAGUAUCGGCCAUCCUUAAUAUUGACUUUUCUGUUGAUAUGUUUAGAAUAUAACAAAAAUCAAAUACUCAAGUAUUCUGACAUAUCUAUUUUAACUAUUUACUACUAUAUUAAUUAAUUUAACUGUACAUAUUUUAAUAACAAAAAAAACAAUAGAAAAAAUUAAAUUAACAAAAAAAUAAUAGAAAAAAAAUUAUAUAACAAAAACAAACAAUAAAAAAAUAUAAAACAAAAAAAACAAUAGAAAAAUUAUUUAAUAAUAAAAAAAACAAUAGAAAAAUAAUAUAACAAACAAAAACAUUUAAAAAAACAAAAAUCCCUCCCGACUGCUGCCAACAAAAGCCCAACAU